CGCAGUAGGUUGUGAGGUGGAGGCCAAGUUUGGAGUGAAGGUGUAUAGGAAUGGAGGCAAGGGGGUCCCAGGAGCCCACGGGGGCCCUCAGAAGGUGGGGGCCCAUUUGGUGGCAUAUAUGAACGAAUUUAGUGGAGAUUGUGAUCUGUGUUUGGAGGGUGGAAGCAAGCUGUAUCGGUCAGAAUAACGUGGCCUACAAGUCCCGUGAUGUUUCCAUUCCCUCGCAAAAGGAGAAGGAAAGAGGACGUAUCUCCCACUGAACCAGUAGCCCCCCCACCAAUAUUAUUUCCUGAUAUCUGUAUUUUCUUGGUGGAGCGAAAAAUGGGGGCUGCACGAAGAGGCUUCCUCACAUCACUGGCACAGAAGAGAGGGUUUAGUGUGGCACAGGAUUACAGCGGCACUGUGACGCAUGUAGUGUCAGAACAGAAUACUUUCACGGACGUCCUCAGCUGGAUGGAAAGGAAAACUGGGAAGCCAGUGCAGAGUGCUGAAGAUCAAGGGUCACCACAUAUCUUGGACAUCAGCUGGUUCACAGAGAGCAUGAGUUCAGGAAAACCUGUGCCAGUGGAGGCCAGACACCGUCUAGGGGUUUUAGGAUCUCAGGUUUCCAAAGACAAGGAUGCACUUUCUACCGUAGCACCGUAUGCCUGCCAACGGCGAACACCAUUAAUCCAUCAUAAUUCAGAGAUUACAGACGCCCUGGAAAUAUUGGGAAAAGCAGCUUCUUUUCAGGGCUCUGAAGUCCGAAGUCUGGCUUUCGCAAGAGCGGCAUCUGUGCUCAAGUCUCUGCCAUGCAAACUACAGUCCAUUGAAGAAGCAAAAAACCUGGUCUGGUGUGGGGGGCACUGCCAGACUGUCAUCCAGGAAAUCCUGGAGGAUGGGGUAUGCCAUGAAGUGGAGGUGCUUAAAAACAGUGAACAGUACCAGUGUAUGGAGCUCCUCACAAGUAUUUUUGGUGUUGGUGUGCGCACAGCAGAACGUUGGUACAGUGAUGGUGUGCGGAAACUAAGUGACUUGGAGGACCCUAAUAUUAAAUUGACUGCGGAGCAGAAAGCAGGGAUAGAGCACUACACGGAUCUAAAGCAGCCGGUGACCCGUGACGAGGCCGAACGUGUGGAGAGCUUGAUAACAAGGGCACUGGACAGAUUUGUCCCCGGCCUCAGGAUUACAAUGACUGGUGGAUUUCGCAGGGGGAAGCAACAAGGGCAUGAUGUGGACUUCCUCAUAACACACCCUGAUGAAGAAGCACUAAACGGGCUGCUGAAAAAAGCUGUAAACUGGAUGGAUAGCCAGGGCUUAUUGUUGUACCACCAUACAAAGGCGCGCUCUCAUGUGCAGACUCGCAGACGCAGCACACACAUGGAUGGGCAUGAAACCUGUUAUGCUAUAUUCGCUCUUCCAAACCGUGACUCUUCAAAGGCUGAGUCGGGUGAUUUCACAUCCUCAGGCCCUUGCACGUGGAGAGCAGUCAGAGUGGAUUUAGUAGUCGUUCCAUAUGAAGAAUACCCUUAUGCCCUUCUGGGCUGGACAGGAUCAAAGCAUUUUGAAAGAGAACUGCGUCGCUUUUCUUGGCAUGAGAAGAAUCUGUCGUUAAACAGUCACGGGCUUUAUAAUACAGAGAAGGAAUGCUCCAUCCCAGCAACCUCUGAGGAAGAGAUAUUUGCACUUCUGGGUCUACAGUACGUGCCUCCCCCAUACAGAAAUGCCUGACCGUCACUGUCAAGAUUGUAGCAGAAUUUCUCCUUAUCCAGGACAAGGACUUGGUUUGGCUGGUGAUCAGUAUGGUGGGACAGUCCUGCUGGAUGCUGGCGUCCACACGUUCUGAGCUCUGAUUACCCUUGAAAAGACCCUGCACGAGGUGUGCCGCUCCAGAUCACCACAGGAGUCCAGCGCUGACAGAAUGGGGAGAGCUCCGAUCCCAGCCGUUCAAACUCCUAAGAUGCUGUGGUCAAUAUCAACCGUGGCAUCUGGGCAGAUGAGAUGCUCCCUGUUACCAUCAGCCGCUGCGAACACCAUCGCGGGGCGGCGAUGCGCUGCCAUGGCAACCAGGAAGGUAACAAAGGCCGCCACGACCGUGUGUAUUACACUGCCUACCGCUUAUACAGGGAGUCUCUGCUGCAUUAUAAAACUGAUGUCCCCCUAAUGA
Molecule: messenger RNA, 2146 nt
Organism: Bufo bufo (common toad)
Lineage: Eukaryota; Metazoa; Chordata; Amphibia; Anura; Bufonidae
Product: DNA-directed DNA/RNA polymerase mu-like
Exons: 15
Coding region: 208-1710 (500 amino acids)
Biological process (GO): double-strand break repair via nonhomologous end joining
Cellular component (GO): nucleus
Molecular function (GO): DNA binding; DNA-directed DNA polymerase activity
Source: RefSeq, a predicted model, not a curated record